Messenger RNA from Cryptococcus wingfieldii CBS 7118, 2520 nucleotides. RefSeq lists its product as hypothetical. Bases 1 to 2520 code for a protein of 839 amino acids. Gene Ontology annotation, biological process: regulation of transcription by RNA polymerase II. Lineage: Eukaryota; Fungi; Basidiomycota; Tremellomycetes; Tremellales; Cryptococcaceae. The record is from RefSeq and is a predicted model, not a curated record. The transcript is spliced from 5 exons. Gene Ontology annotation, cellular component: piccolo histone acetyltransferase complex.
AUGGUCGCCCCCGGCAGAAUGGUCACCUCGUCCCGCCGUGCUGGGCGGGUGACCAACAAGACCAAGCUCUUGAUAUAUCGUGGCUCAGACAAGGUCGAUCCCGAAGUCGCGGAAACCGUGCUGUGGGACCAGGACUCGAGUGGGGCCGGCAAGGACAGCACCAAGCAUCAGCAUAUCGGCGCGACCGGCGUCGAGUCGAACGAGCUUCUGGAACACCAUCUUCAAGCUGCUCUAUCCUCCGCCUCUGUCAUCCACUCCAACGACAAGGCCCCCCAGUCCGCCGCCAACAAGGCAUCGGCUGUCCUCAACUACCACAUCCCCACCCCCGACGCCACUGGGCUCAUCAACAAUGCCCAGUUCGCUCAACUCUACCAACGGGUCAAAUACAAUGAACCCUACAAUUUCAUCCGCUUUUCAGACACUGUCGAGGAGAGCAGCUGCGGAUGGGGAGGGCUCGGGUACUGCAUGGAUGAUGCCGACGUCAGAUGGCUGGCCGACUUCAACUCGAAAGCAGAAGGCUCGAGCGGAGAGGUAAAGAGUGAGAAGGAGCAGGGACGAGGUCUGCGGGCAAAGGGCAAGGAGAAGGAGAAGGGUGAUGCGCCGCCGCCGUUAUCGAUAUCGGAGGACGUGUUCGAGUACAUCAUGGGUGUGUUUGACAAGUAUACGGAGGACAAUGUCCCCAUGCUUCACACAAACCUGGCACUCUUGCCUCCGUUCUCAUCAAUCGAAAACAUGUUUGCGUCGCCCAUCUCGCCGUCUUUUUUGCCCAGCAACGAACGACCUAGGGAGAUUAGCGAUUUCAAGGCCUUGACGCGGAUGGCGAGGAGUGUCUACUCUCACUGGAAGCAGAGACGCGAGCAGAGGCAAGGCAAGCCUAUUGUGCCUGCUCUCAACUUUGACGAGACCAACGACAAUGAUCCUUACGUCUGUUUCCGUCGCCGAGACAUCAGAGCCACCCGAAAGACGCGCCGUACCGACAACUUUUCCAUCGAACAAUUUCAGAAACUCCAGUUCGAGCUCAAGGCUGCCUACAGUCUCUCGCAAAUGGUUUUUCAACGAGAGACGGAGAAAAAGGCAUUCUUCAAAGCCGACAAGGAAGUCUGGGAAACAAGAUGGAAGCUGUUUGAGACCAAGAGACGGUGGCCGAGUCUGGGCUGUACUCCGCAGGAGGAAGAGCUCAUCACUGGUCGGACUCUUGGCCCUGCGCCGAUACAGAUCCCAUCUAUCAGUGCCCACGGCUCGAUUUCUUCGUCAUCUGGCAUCCAGCCCACUAUACGCAAGCGUAUGGAGAAGGAGCGGGACGAUCGAACCCAAAGGGACAGGUACGAUGCUCAGCAAAGAGGCGAGCGGUCAAAUGUCUUGUCUGGUCGAUCGAAUGCUCCGGAUGCUUUGAAGGACAGGCUGGCGGCGUUGCACCAGAAGAUCGAGGAUCUUAUGGCGAGGAAGAAGCACGAGGACUCGCAGUGGGACGACUACACAGACAACUCGUAUCAGCCCUUGUCAUCACCGUUGGCUUCGCGCCAUUACUCGUCCCUCUAUACCCUUGAUCCGUCACGCCUUAAUCAGAAGUCUGAUUUCGACGACGAAGAACUGGUCACACCAGAACAAUUCCGCAUCCGAACAGGACGAGGUGGUGUCGUGCGACUCGAUAGACGGACGCCUGUGGUCGCUCAUAGACGAGGGGCUCAACCAAAGACUCCGUCAGAGCUGCCAUCAUGGCUGUUCCCCGAUAGCGCUCCGAGUAAGCAGGAGCGAAAGCGGCCGCGGUCUAUCGACGAGGUCGAGGAAGAAACAUUGCCCAAGGUACCGAGGUCUGCAUCGACCGAGACUUGGAGAUACUCUGCGGACAGAGGAGGGGCGGUUGGUGUGGGUAUGGGGAUCACGGAAGAUCACGAUCGAAUUCUGAUUGAUGAUUUGGAUUCCAAAUACAUCAGAUAUCGUGUCAGCCUUUUGAAGGAGAAGGACAUUGACAAACUUCGACCAAACGCCUACAUCCUUGAACAAACAUACGAUGCUCUCGAAGCUGCUGCAGACGCCAAACCCCCUCCUGCGCCCAUCUUCCAAAAGCCUCCAGCUCCUCAGCACAACCCGCAAGUCAUUGCUCAUUUGCAACAACAGCAAAUGUUGCAUCAGCAGCAGCAGGUUGAGCAAUUCCAGAGGUUCCAGAUGAUUGCCCAGCAGCAGGCACUUGUCCAACAGCAAGCCCUCGCUCAAGCCCAGGCCCAGGCUCACGCGCAAGCGCAAGCACAGGCUCAGGGUAUCCCUCAUCCGCAACCCCAGUCUGGCAGCAAUCACAACUCGCCAGCCAUGCACGCUCAGCAGCAGAUUCUCGGCCGAGCGACUAGCAGAGUCAACUCGCCAGCUGUCAACGGUCAGCACCAGCAGCAAAUGCUCCAGCAGGCUACUGAAGGUGUUGCCAAGGGAUUGAAGCUGCCGGCGCACGCUGUCGCGAGACUUGGUGCGAUGGCCAACGGUCACCCUCACCUGAUGCAGCAGCAGCAAGGCCAACCUGCCCAAUAA